AUGGAAAAUCUUUCUCUCGUUCUUGGACCGGUAGCACAAUAUCAUGAAAACAGUGCCUACUACUCUGCUCAAUGUCCAAAGCCGAACGCCAAGAUCGAUGGUGCCGCUAGAUGGAGUGAGACUGUUGAACAAAUUGUUGUCAGGAACAGCAGCGAAAAUGGGACUGAAGGUGAUUUAAAAGAGGUGGAACGGGAACUUCAGAUAGAAGUCCGGGUCGGUGGGCUUCCUCAUAUCAUGAUUCAGUGCCCUGUUUACAAGGAGAGCUUGGAAUUGACGAUUGCUCCUUCGGUAUACUCAAUCAAGAAAGCCAUGCAAACGUAUGAUCGACUGGAGUUCUACGCCAACCACAAUAUCGGCUGGGUCGCAUGUCCCCGUCACUCUUCUGGUCCAGGUGGUUUCAAACGUGCGGGUAAAUUGAAAAAAUCUGGUACGGUGAAGAAGGUCAUCGAUGAGUCGGGCAAGGAGACCGAGGAAGUGGUUUAUCAUCGUCCAUGGGCUGGAGGAACUCGGAGUUUGCGCGUUGGAGAGAUUAUUUUAAUCAUUGAUGCGGAUACUGUUGUGCCAGAGAACUGUUUCCGAGAUGCCGCAUGGGAAAUGGACGUCAUGCAAGUCGCACGCUAUUACUUUGAGAAUGGUAUCACUCGUUUCACACGGAGGAUUCAUAAAUGUAUCUCAUACGGGUGUGCGAACGGAGAAGUCGCGCCAUUCGUUGGUCAUAACGUAUUCCUGCAAUGGAAGGCCGUUCAGGAUACUAGCUUCAUUGAUCCCGCUGACGGUCGACGGAAGAUGUGGUCUGAAGCAAACAUUUCAGAGGAUUUCGAUUUUGCCCUUAGGCUGUUGCUGACAGGUUAUACGUUGCGAUGGGCGAGAUACUCGCAGGGUGGUUUCGAAGGGGGUGUGAGUUUGACUAUGGUAGAUGAAUUAGCGAGGUGGCAGAAAUACGUUUAUGGUUGUGAUGAGAUCAUCUUCAACCAACUCAUCAAGUGGUGGAGACACGGACGUAUCAGUAAACAACUUCGAGAAUUCAUGCAGUCUGCUGCGCCUGUUCAUUACAAGAUAGGCGAGUCACUACGCAUGAGUAGUUGCAUGUUCUCGUAUUAUGGUAUCGUUGCCGCUACCAUUGGGUCGAUUCUGAAUUACCUUCUGCUCGGCCUUGGCCCCGACCUCGACCGGUUCUAUUUGCAUUCGUUCGAAAUUCUCCUUGCCUGUGUGGUGGUGUUCCCUUCCCUGGGAAACCUCGGUUUCACCAUGUUGGAAUAUCGUCUCGGACAUCGAAGUAUUUGGAGCAGUGCCGUGGAGAAUCUGAGAUGGGUUCCGUUCUUGCUGUUUUUCUUUGGAGGUUUGAGUACCCAUCUUUCGACUGCUAUGUUGGUGCAUCUCUUCUCGUAUGAUAUGACUUGGGGCUCCACAGGAAAGGAAGUCGAGAAAUCGACGUUUUGGAUUGAAGUGCCUCGUAUCAUCAAGAACUUCAAGCUUUCUAUCAUCAUUUGCCUUCUGCUUAUUGCAAUGAUGGUAGUGUUCACCACAGACGCGGUUCCCUUUGCUUGGCAGAUUCUUGGGUGGGACUGGGCGUUGAUCAUACCGCUCAGCUUGGUUGUUGGAUGUCACCUAUUCCUACCGAUUGUUUUGAACCUUUGGUUGAUGAAGUUCUCCUACCAGUUAUAUGAAAUGGUACAUGACAUGUGGACGUUAUUUUUCGAGGACUUUGGAGCUUCAGAAUCGAUCACAUACUUUGUCUCGUACAUAUAUUUAUAG
Molecule: messenger RNA, 1755 nt
Organism: Lentinula edodes (shiitake mushroom)
Lineage: Eukaryota; Fungi; Basidiomycota; Agaricomycetes; Agaricales; Omphalotaceae
Product: glycosyl transferase family group 2-domain-containing protein
Exons: 14
Coding region: 1-1755 (584 amino acids)
Source: RefSeq, a predicted model, not a curated record